AUGGGCGGCAGCUGGUGCACGUCGCGCAGCCAGUGCAUGGUGCGCGCGCAGACCAGCCUCGGCUCCACGCGCCCCUGGCCCGAACCCGGCUCCAAAAGCUUCUUCGCUAAAAGUAAGCCCCGAAUAACGCGUGUGAGGUGUGUGCGCGCUGCGACGGCGGCGGUGUGUGUGCGCGCGCAGAUGAACGAAUUUGGCGCGGGCUUUGCGGGCAUUCUGAGCCGCAAGGGGCGGGAGAACCCCACGUUCAACGACUGGAACGCUGUGCUCGUUGUCUACUGCGACGGCGGGCUCUACGCCGGCGCGCGCGGCGCGUACACCGCCAACCUGACGAGCCCGUUCUUCCUCGAAGGCCACGCGUCACUCGCCAGCGUCAUUCACGACCUGCGGUUGCGCGGGCUGGGCUCGGCGCGCAACGUGCUGUUCAGCGGAUGCUCCGCGGGUGCGCAGGCCGUGGCGAUGACGUGCGACGCCAUGGCGCGCGCGCUGCCGUCCGCCUCCGUCAAGUGCCUCAUGGACGCGGGCUUCUUCCUCGACACGCCGGACAUCCAGGGGCGGCUGACGUGGCGGCAGAGCGUGGAGCGGCUGUUCAAGUUCCACCGCAUGGGGCUCGGCAUCCCCCCUGCCUGCCGGCAAGGUGCGCAUUCACCUGCACUUCCCCCCCCUCUCCUCGACUCCCCUCCACUCUCCACCUCCACACACGCCCUUCCAUCCCCCCCGCACCCGCCCAACCCCACGCACGCCUUCUCCUACCCCCACUCGCCCCUUCCUCCUUUUCCCCCCUCAGCACACGCGCAGCAGCCCUGGAAGUGCCUCCUCCCCCAGUACAACCUGCCCUUCCUCCGCACGCCCCUCAUGGUGGUCAACAGCCUACAGGACGAAAUAGCAGUCAAGAUGACCUUCGCGCCUCCCUUGUUUUCCCCUCUCUCUCCCCCUUUCCCACACACAGCACAUGCACAGCAGCCGUGGAAGUGCCUCCUCCCCCAGUACAACCUGCCAUUCCUCCGCACGCCCCUCAUGGUCGUCAACAGCCUACAGGACGAGAUAGCAGUCAAGAUGACCUUCGCGCCGCCGCUCAUCAACGGCACAGUCCGCGUCCAAAAGUGCAUCGACAACAGCCCACUCUGCCCCGCACCCUACCGCACCGCAUUCCACCUCUACCAGAGCCGGCUGGCGCGGACAGUGCUGGCGAUACAGCGAGCGAAGCGGCGGCAGGGCGUGUGGUUUGAGUCGUUUCUGAUGAACUCAACCUCUCACUGCUCUGCGGUGUAUGGAGAAUGGGUGGGGAAGGUGGACGUGCUGGGACGGCAGCUGCCGCGGGUGGUGGAGGAGUGGUUUUUCCAUGGGAGGGGUGGCGGAGCUGGGGGGACGGGUGGGUUGGCGGGGAGCGGUGGGGUGAAGCGAGGGGGGAACGGCACAAGGGCUGGUGGUGUGGGUGCAGGGAAAAGUGGUGGGGGGAGACGGGGGGCAGGUGGUGCAGGCGCGGGGGCAGGUGGUGUGGGGAAAGGGGGCGCGGGGGCAGGUCAAAAGGGGUACAAGGGGGGGUGGAGGGGGAAGAGGCCCGUCCCCCGCCCACCGAAGGCCCCUGGCGUGCAAGCAGGCAGUGCAGGGUCGGUAAAACUCCCCUCCAAGAGGGGGGCUGAUCAGAUGGGGGCGGGGGGGAGCCAGGGCGGAGAGAAGGGCGCGGGGGGAGCAGCAGGGAAGGGGCAGCAGCAGCAGGGGGCGGGAAAGAACGCUGUGAAACGGCCUGGGACAGGCAUUGGGAAGGGACCUGGAGGAGGGGGAGGGCCAGGGGCAGGGAAGGCGCCCAGAGUGGGGGGGGGAGGGGCAGGGAAGGCGCCGGGAGGGCAGAGAGGAGCACUGUGGCCCGGUGUGAGGGGUGUACGAGGUAAGGGGCGAGGUGGGUUGGCACGGACGAGCGGUGAGGAGGAGAUAAGGAGGAGGUCGCAUGGAGGAGGGGGGAAGAGUGGGAGGAGGAAGAAGGGGAAGGGGGGGAGGAGAGGAAGGAAGAGUGGGAAGAGGAGAGGGGGGAAGAGUGGGGGGAAGAGUGGGAGGAAAGGAGGAGGGAAGAGUGCGGGGAGGGGAGUUGGUAGCAGAGAGGGGGGAAGGCGGAGUGAGGUGCGUAACAGUGGGCCUGAAACGGUGAUAGUGACGGAGGAAUGA
This is a messenger RNA of Closterium sp. Yama58-4, 2160 nucleotides long. The record is from the annotation of a GenBank genome assembly. NCBI's taxonomy places the organism in Eukaryota, Viridiplantae, Streptophyta, Zygnematophyceae, Desmidiales, Closteriaceae.